UUUAUUUUAUUUUAUCCCAAAAAAGGGCCUAGACUGGAAAUACGGUGGCGGCGAAGGGUCUGCUUCACGCCUCUCUAGUCUCUAGUUGCUUUCCUCGCAGAGCAAAAUAAGCAACUCAACGAAGAGAAGGCGUGCUUCACGUUCAGAUUUUCGGAAGGUUGGGAUUAAUGGCCCCUGUUGACAACACUCUCCAAGCUAUCUGCUACAACCGUGGCUCACUUCGGUUACUCGACCAGAGAAAGCUUCCUUUGGAAACUAUUUACUUGGAGAUUCGAAAUGUGACAGAAGGAUGGAAUGCUAUACAUGAUAUGGUGGUUCGAGGUGCACCCGCUAUUGCUAUUGCAGCAGCCCUCUCCCUUGCAGUUGAAGUGUUUAAUUUGGAUGCCUUUAAUGGGACAUCUCAGGAUGCUGCUUCCUUCCUGGAAAAGAAAUUGGAAUAUCUGGUCUCAAGCCGACCCACCGCAGUGAAUCUUUCAGACGCCGCGACAAAACUAAAUGAAAUUAUUUCAAAGACAGCUGCUACUUCUUCAGAACCCAAGAGUGUUUUUCAGAGCUACAUAGAAGCUGCUGAAAUUAUGCUUGAGGAUGAUGUGGCUACUAACAAGGCAAUUGGCUCUUAUGGAGCAAAAUUUCUCCAGCAUUGGGUUGAGAACUCUAAAAGGCUUUCUAUUCUAACCCACUGCAACACUGGAAGUCUUGCAACUGCUGGAUAUGGUACUGCCCUUGGUGUUAUCCGUGCAGUCAAUGCUGAAGGGAUCUUAGAGCAUGCAUAUUGCACAGAAACACGUCCAUUUAAUCAGGGGUCUAGACUCACAGCGUUUGAGUUGGUGCAUGAGAAUAUACCCGCUACUCUUGUAGCUGAUUCUGCCGCUGCUGCACUAAUGAAAGCUGGUCGUGUGAGUGCUGUCAUUGUUGGAGCUGAUCGUGUGGCUGUAAAUGGAGAUACUGCCAACAAGAUUGGGACCUACAGCCUUGCCUUAUGUGCAGCUCAUCAUAAUAUUCCAUUUUUUGUUGCUGCGCCACUGACUUCCAUUGAUUUGUCCAUUCGUUCUGGUCAAGAGAUUAUUAUAGAGGAGAGAUCCGCAAAGGAAUUAGUGUAUUCUCGUGGAGGACUCGGGGAACAAAUUGCUGCAUCUGGAAUCUCUGUUUGGAACCCAGCUUUUGAUGUUACUCCUGCUAGUCUGAUAACUGGGAUCAUAACUGAGAAGGGUGUCAUCACAAAGACCGGCACUGGCGAUUAUUUCGACAUAGAGAAUUUUAUACAGAAGGCAGCCUUGCAGUCUUCAGUUUCUUCAGUGUAGUAGAGGUCUAUUUGAGUUGAGAUAGGAUGCGCAUGGUGAAUUAGGUUACUGAUGUGUAGUAAUCUGAAAAGGUUUAUGCCCUAAUAAUUGUAGAUGUACACUGUAUUGUACCAUUGUUUUCCUGCAAUGGUUGUGUUCCUCAUGUGGGCAUUGUUGUAUCUGAAACUAAGAUGUUUGAAGGUUUAUUAGUUAUCGACUAGAAGUUAAUAAUAAAUCUGUUUAGCUGGUUAA
Molecule: messenger RNA, 1532 nt
Organism: Tripterygium wilfordii
Lineage: Eukaryota; Viridiplantae; Streptophyta; Magnoliopsida; Celastrales; Celastraceae
Product: methylthioribose-1-phosphate isomerase
Exons: 10
Coding region: 168-1301 (377 amino acids)
Molecular function (GO): S-methyl-5-thioribose-1-phosphate isomerase activity
Source: RefSeq, a predicted model, not a curated record